GGCCCCGUCCCGCGGUGCCGCGGGGAUGCCCGGCCGGGAGCGCGGCGGCAGCGCCCGGCUCGGCCAGGAUGAAGAAGCACCAUCACCACUCGGUGCAGGGCACCUUCAGCCGCCUCUUCGGGAAGCGCCACUCCAGCCCCACCGCCACGUCCCUGUUCGCCACCAACCCGCCCUGGAUCUUCACGCAGGAGGUGACCUCGGACAGCGCGGGUGGCACCGGUGAUGUGAUCGAGGUGUAUUACGGUGACAAUCGCUUUGGGACAGUGACAGACUCUGGCACAGCAACGCUUAAGCCCCGUCCAAGGGUCCGGCCGCUGCUGACGUUCCUGCCCCUGAACGCCCAAGAAUCCCAUGGGGUGGCUGUGCCAACGCCGUCGGUGCCAGAAGACUUUGAGGAAAAGGCAGCUCUUGGCUCUGGCUCCCAGGUCAAUGGCAAUUAUCGGAUUUACAGCUCGGUGGGGGACCUGCGCCCGCAGGCCCUCGACGGGGAUGACAUGGAUGAAGACAUCCCCCCACCGCCAUCGGUGCCCCCACCACCCCCUCCAGCAGCACCGGUGCCUGUGCCACCCCCUCCGGCCUCGCCGGUCCCUCCACCCCCCGAAAUGCUGCCACCGCCACCGCCACCUGAGAUUGUGCCACCACCUCCUGCCGUGGCAGCCCCGCCGCCUCCCACCUCUGCCCUGUCCUCCCCCAGCACUCCGGCUCCUCCAGACUUCAUCCCACCAGCCCCGCCGGGUGCCCGGGACCCCGCACCCUUCGCCCCCAGCAUCUCCAAGUGGAAGUCGGAGACGGUGCUGAACACGAGGCAGGCGGAUGCCGAGGGGCCGCUCUGCCCUGCCGAGGCCGGGGCGCCUGCAGCCCCCAGCCCCAAGGAGAGCCUGCAGCCCAAGCCCGAGCCCCACCUCACCUUCCCCAGGUCGUUCAAGGUGCCGCCGCCGGCCCCGGCGCGCUCCUCGUCCAUCCCGGUGCAGGAGGGCCAGCCCGGCCGGCAGGAGCCCAUCCCCAGGCAGCCGCACGCCCGGCCUCCCCUCCCACCCUGCUUCACCAUCAGACCCGCGGCCAAGGCGCGGCUGGGAGAAGCCGAGCAGAGAAAUUCCGGGCUUAGACAGGGCGUUGGGAAGCCAGCUGUACCCCCUCCACUGAGCCCCAAGCCGGGCCCAGGGCUCAGCCAAGGGGCAAAUGCCACCGGCCACCGGUCCCUGCUGCCGGGCUCAGAGGGGGAGAAGAUUCCCCAGCUGAAAACAGCUGGGAGAGACUCCCCUCCAAAAUCUGAACCUCUCACUGCGAACGACCUGGAUCUCCCUCCUCCGGACUAUCCGACCUGCGAGGAUGACUGGAAGGAUGCCAACAACCUGAACAGGCUGCGGGAUGAGCUCUCGGCCCUGCUGCGCUCCCCGCGCCGGGAGGAGAGGCCUCUGGAGAAGCUGGGUGCUCCCCAGCCCAUGGACAGCAGUACCAGCCGUGCUGGCAGCCGUGAGCCAGGGCUCAGCCAGCCCCAGCUCACCAGGAAGGACACGGAGUUAUCCAAGGGAGGGGAGAGCGAGAAGAAGGAGGUGCCCAGCAGCCCCCCCAGCACCAACGGGGGCUCUCUCAGCACGGCGAUCACCGGCCCAGAGAGCAACCCUGCCCCACAGCCCCGCAGUGUGAUGAUGAUCAGGAACGAGCUGGAGGCUAUGCUGUCCCUGAAGAAAGAGGGGAAACCUUCCCCAGGGCUCAGCAGCCAGAAGCAGGGUGUGGAGAAUGGCAUCAGCACCCCGGAAGUGCGGAAGAGCCCCCCUGGUCUGAGGAAGAGCCCCCCUGGCAUGAGUGACUCAGUGGUGCCAAAACCGGUCCCCAGCCCACUCCCAACGCGGGUGGCUGCUGUGGAGAAGGGUGAGACAGAUCACAAGGACCAUCCUGCUCCUGCUGCUGGCAAGGCCACAGAGAACGUGAGCCCUGCUCCUGGGUCCCUCAACAGCAGCGUGAGCCCCCCAGACCCACCUCAGGGACCAGCAGAGGAGCCCCCUGCUCCCACCCCCCCAUCACCCCCUGUGUCCCCUGCACAGAGCCCGGCACCACAGCCCAGCUCAGCCGUCUUCCAGUACAAAGUGCACCGGGCUGGGGCCAGCUCGGCUGAGCUGCCCCAUGCCCUGGGCUCAGCUGAAACCCCCUGCCCUGGGAGCUCAGCCAGGAGCCCCCCGGACACCUCAGGAGCAGGGCAGGAGGAGGUGCUGAUCCACCCCGUGACGGGGGAGCGCGUGGAGCGGGGCUCACCCAUGGCGCUGCUGCUGGCAGCCCGGCAGCGCGCCCAGCGGGGCCGCCAGGGCGGGGACGGGGCAGCCGCGCUGAGGGCGAAGCCGCCUCUGAGACUCAGCAGUGCCUCGUCGGACACCACCUCCACCAGCUUCUUCCGCCACGAGGCCAAGCCCUACUCCUUCACCGUGGUGCCUCGGCCCUCUGCGGCCAGUCCAGCGGGCUCCGGUUGGAGCAAACCCCCCUCUUUCUCCAGCUCCUCGGAGCAGGGCCGGGACGUGCGGGCAGUUGGCGAGGCACAGCCCUCCGGGCCCCGGCGAGCCGCUGCCUCCAGCCUGCUCCGGGGCCUGCUGGACUCGGGGCAGCCGAGCCAGCCCAGCCCAGCCUGCCACAGAGUGCCCAAGGAGGAGGAGAAUGGGGACACGGCGCUGGACUAUGGGAUUAUCCCCCCACCUCCCGAAUUCAGCAACGAGGUGGAUGAGGGUCCCCUCCCAAGUCGGGAGGAGAACCGUAAGUGCCCCAGUGUCCCUGACAGCAGCCGGGGCUCAGGUGAGCCACGCUAUUUCAGGUGGUCUGGCUACAGCCGCAGCUGCGGGGGCAGCCAGGAGCCAGCAGCUCCACCGCCCUUGGAGAAGAGCUGGAGGAACGGCGACUUCACGCCCCAGUGCCUGGAUUACAGCAGCUCCACGAGUUUCUCCAGCCACGGCCCCAACCCACGCCCGCUGAUCAAGAAGCGCCUGUACAUGUCGGAGCCCGACAGCUCCUACCCCCGGGCAGCCGCAGCCCCCCGGGCCUCAGGCACCCUCUCCUCCGCCCUCUCCUCCUACAGCCCCGGGGGGUUCAGCUCCACAGCCGGGGCUCAGAGCCGCCUGGGCUCUGCCCACAGGAACGGCCCCUCGAGCGCCCAGGGCAGGCGGGCAUCCGCGGACGCUGCUGGGAAGCCCACGGCCUACGGCAGCACCGGGGCUGACGCCAAGUACAAGGGGCAGAACGGGGACUUCUCUCCUGCCAGCGUGCUGACAGCCAGCAGGCCUGCCCACGGCACCUCGCAGUACGGGGGACCCACCAACACCUUCACGGUCAGGCCGGGCACUCGCCAGCCCAUCUCCUACGCCUACCAGAGCCACCGGUAGGCCGGACCUCGGGGCUGCCCUGCUGGCGUCCGGCUGGGAAAGGGCGAGAACGCGCCUGGCUUGGUCUUUUCCUUCUCCACGGGCACCAGGGGAUGGUCCCAACCCAGCCUGAAAAUGCACUGCUUGAAACUGCUGAUGAGGAAGGUGGGGAGCGAGCCCGAGACUUGGACUUUUCUCAAAAAAGACUGUCAUGGAGAGUAGUUACUGCGGAGGGCAGGCUGCUGCCUUGUUACAUGAGCUAACGUGGUUUCCCUUUUUCCCAUUUUCCCUCCUGGAUUAUUUUCAGAAUUUCAGUCUAGGAAAGCCAAAGAGCAUCCUUAGCUCUCUUUAAAGAGUAUCACCACUGGAAAGAUGGAUUUCAGUUUGUUUUUUUUUAAUUGGGUUAACUCCAGCAUGUUUGGGAGCAGGGAGAAACCAACUUGGAGAUGUGCACAAUGGAAGCAAAGCAGUGUAUAGCUAAAUGUCAGGGAUUAAAAUAGGAAUGUGAGGCCAGUGGGAUAGGAGGAGAGUUUAGGAUGCCUAGAUCCUUACCCUUUCUGUCCUUCAGGAGUCUGGAGCAAAUGAAUUACGCCUUAAACCCAGCUCUGGGCAGUCAGGGCCUGUCCUGCCGAGCUGGGCUCUGACCCCUUCUCCAGGAGCAGUUUCGGGAGCAGGGGCCUUGCUUUGCUGUGCCUUUUGGUCACUGUAAAUGUUUCUGUUGGUAAUUAUUCCUCAUGGAAGGAGGCUGUGAGGCCUGGCUGGAUGGCUGUAAAGCACUUUGGAGACACAGGACAUGGAGCAAUCCUUUUCCUUUGGUGGGUGGGUGCCAGCGACUCGCCAAGGUGCUGUGCUGCUGGUGCUCUCCCCGAGGGGUCUCUUGCCACUUCACACCCCUGUAACCUCCCCCCAGUGUCCUUAUAAACUCUUCUACUGAGACUUGGCUUCCAUCUCUGCUUUGGGGACCAAGAAGCUAAAUUCCAGUGUGACUAUUUAUCCUCGUGGUGUGUGGGGUGUCUGCAGUGACACCCUGAAGGGAGCUGGCUCCCGGUGUUUCCCUCAGUGCUUUUCCAGGGGCUGGGUGUGCAAACCUGUCCCUGCUUCCCGCUGGUGCCUCUGAGAGCUGGUGGUGGCUGUGCAGGGGUGGGAGGUGUGAGUAGCCUUAAAGAGGGUUUUAGCCUUCAGAGUGAGCCAUGGGGUCUCACGACAGCUGACCUGAGCUGUGAAUAGCCAGCGGCCUGAAACUAGAAAUAGAGAAUCUUCCUCAUAGGUAAACUUGCUGAAAGUCACUGUAAGAUAACUGUAAAAACGUGUAGAGAAUAUUUUCUAAUCACUGACAAACUAAAAGCACUUUGAGACAUUAGUCUAUUUUUAUGGAAAGCACUUUCUAUUUUCAAUGCUAUAAAUACCACUGGUUCCACUCCAGCUUACCCUGCCUUGCACACACCUGUACGUGGCCUGCAAGCAGAUCUUGCUCUACAGUUCAGCUCAAAAUCAGGGAUAAAUUUUCCUUCACGGUGGAAUUCUCAAAAGUUAUCUUGAUACUUGUAUCAUGUCAUUGACAUUCUGUUUUAUUUCCAGCUUCACCUAAUAAUUUAACAGCCCGUUCAGAUAUUGCAGCAGCUUUAAAGUAGUCUGAACUUUACUUUGCUGUGAAUAAAAUGAAAAUGCAAAUAAAAUAAUCGGUCUAAUAGCUAAUUCAAAGGGCAUUUUUAUGCCAGUAAGUUGCAGUGACUUGGAAGAUUUCCAUUGCUCACCCCAGCCAAUAUUGAAAUCAUAAACUUUAAAUAUCCGGGUGUUGGUUUUAAAAAAAUAUUCAUGGAGAAAAGUAACUAAGGAGUAACUAUAAGGAUAUUUAAGUGUGCCAGGUGUCACGUGGAAUACCACCCGCCCCAAAAUACAGCAUCUUGAGGAUUCUUAUUCGUCUGUGGAAGUAAAUCCGUGUUCCUCUUUGAGGGGUUUCAGGGUCAUGUUUUAGUAUUGGAUGAAGUUUCACCAGUUUAACUUGAAAGAAGAAGUCACUUUGAUAACAUUGCAACUUAAUGUUUUUUUCUUCCUGAUACUUUUUUUUUCCAAAAUAGUAAGCUAUAAUUGCAAAUGAGCUCUCAAAAACAAUUUUAAGGCUGGGUGGGCGAUUUCAGCUUUUAGUAUUGACUUUGCCCAGAAGUGGGGAGGGCAGGGGGUGUGUGUGUGCAAUUUUCCACCUCAAGAAUUGGAAUCUCCCCAGCACAAGUUUUUUUCUUUUUAGAGAAAAAUGUGACACUCCCAUGGUGGCAGUAGCUUUAAAUGUCACAUUUGCUACUUCACCCAGACACACAAUUCUUGUGUAGUCAAAAUAUAGUCUUAGACACCAUGGAGUGUCUCAUUUCUAGCAGAUAAAUUUGUUUUAAUUUAGUAUUAGAAGCAUGAUAAUAUAAGUCAGCUUUAUAAAAUAGCCAUUCUUCAUUCAAGAACACCAUUCUGGGACUGCACAGGGGACUGAGCUGUCACUAAAUCAGGCUGGACUCUGCUCCCAAUUGUAGAACUGGUUAGCACGCAGGUUUUCAGUAGUGGAACACUUCUAUUCUUUAAACACUUGGGACUAUCCCUGCUUCUCCUGAAUGCAUUCAGCAAAUUCUGGUAUUUCAGUAACAACUCGACAUUGAUUCUGGGGCCAUUGUGACAAAGGAACCACUGUCAAAUUGUUGGCAGCCAAAGCACUUGGGGACAGAGUUAAAUCUCUCAUGAAAUGAGGACUGCAGGGAUGGGGAAGAGCUCCCUCUUCCUGGGGCAGACAUACUCUGUCAGGUAUGUGGAUAAACUGUCCUUGGAUUCCUGUUUCUGUUCCUCCCAGCUUUCACUAUAGACAUUUAGCAACAGAGUUAAGAAGAAACAAAACUAAGGGGUAUUAAUGGUGCAAAGCAACCUGCCUCAGCCCAGUGCUGACAGCAAUCCUGAAGCCUGAGCGUGGAAUUAUUCACUUCACCCUCUGUGCUGCAGUGUGGUCAUUUAAGUCGUGAUACAACUUAGCUGCCUCUUCCUCACACGUUCCUGCUAGGGGAGUGUAACAGAGCAUGAGCUGUAAAGUAUUGAACAAAGUCUCUUAUUUAUGAGUGCCAUUGAACACCAACCUUCUUGCAUUAAACAUUUCUGGAUGUAUUGUUUUA
Corvus hawaiiensis (hawaiian crow) is the source of this 6487-nucleotide messenger RNA. RefSeq names its product chromosome 24 C6orf132 homolog (gene C24H6orf132). The record is from RefSeq and is a predicted model, not a curated record. NCBI's taxonomy places the organism in Eukaryota, Metazoa, Chordata, Aves, Passeriformes, Corvidae. The transcript is spliced from 5 exons. The coding region runs from base 69 to 3365 and encodes 1098 amino acids.